CCACGGAGCCCCCGCCCAAGGGGCACGCACGGACUGAGGGAGCAGAUGCUGAAGCGAACCCUCGCAGGUUGUGAUGCGUAAGGCGGCGCGCAUCGUGCUCUCGUUUUGCAGAGAAGAUCUCUGGUAAAUCAUGUUGGCUGGUGGUUUGUAGCAGCGCCGGCUCACAUCUGCCUACAUGGAUGUGUGCUAGUGACCGACAGGCACUAAAGUUGUGCUUUCGGGGGGGUUUCCAUCCGCUCUGGAGCAGUGAGGCUCUGGAAACAGGUGGUUGUCACAUGAAGGUACAUUUAUAGGAAGCUGACAGAUUUUUGCCAUCAUCUGUGCUGCCCCUGCCUCUGCACCCAGCUGCCAAGAUGGUAUUUCGGAAGCCACCAGAUGGUGGCUGGGGCUGGGUGAUUGUUGUGGUUUCCUUCUUCACCCAGUUCCUGUGCUAUGGAUCACCGCUGGCGGUGGGAGUCUUGUAUUUAGAGUGGCUGGAUGCUUUUGGAGAAGGGAAAGGCAAGACUGCUUGGGUUGGAUCACUGGCCAAUGGAAUUGGAUUGCUUGCCAGUCCUGUUUGCAGUAUAUGUGUAUCAUCCUUUGGAGCAAGACCAGUAGCUAUCUUCAGUGGCUUCAUGGUGGCUGGGGGCCUCAUGAUGAGCAGUUUUGCACCUAACAUAUACUUCCUAUAUGUUACAUAUGGGAUAGUUGUUGGUCUUGGAUGUGGCCUUUUGUACACUGCGACAGUUACCAUCACGUGCCAGUAUUUUGACAAACACAGGGGCCUUGCACUUGGUCUAAUUUCAACAGGCUCAAGUGUUGGACUCUUUAUAUAUGCAGCACUGCAAAGAGAGCUUAUUGAGCUGUAUGGACUGGAUGGGUGUCUGCUAAUAGUUGGUGCCCUGUCUCUAAAUAUAUUAGCAUGUGGCAGCCUAAUGAGGCCUUUGGAAUCAUCCAGUUCUCCUCCACCAGAGAAAAUGUUUGUAGACAAAGUCCCAGAUCAAUAUUUUGUUUACCAUGAAAAGGAAAAGACCAUUGAAGAAAACAUUAGCAUCCUUGAAAAGGGCUAUAUUGAUGAAAAAUGUGUGAACAAUGGGCCUGAUUGCAAACAGGAUAACAUUUUGAAUAAGAAUGCAUUGAGCUCAAUAAAUGUAAAUGAGAAAGACACUUACAAAAAGAAAGUUGUAGAACAGACAAACUUCUGCAAGCAACUCGCCAAAAGGAAGUGGCAGCUCUAUUUGACCUACUGGAAGGAGACCAUGGUUCUUUUCAAGAACAAAGUGUUUUCGGCUCUCUUUGUUGCCAUCUUGCUCUUUGAUAUUGGUGGAUUUCCUCCUUCUCUGCUCAUGGAAGAUGUAGCAAGAAGUGCAAAUAUUAGUGAAGAUGACUAUUAUAUGCCCCUUAUUUCCAUUAUCGGCAUUAUGACGACUGUUGGCAAACUUAUUUUAGGAAUACUGGCAGAUUUUAAGUGGGUUAACACGUUAUAUCUCUAUGUAACUACCUUAUUAAUGACAGGAAUGGCCUUGUUUGCAAUUCCAUUCGCCAAAAGUUACCUUACAUUAGCAAUGCUUUCUGGGAUUUUGGGUUUUCUGACUGGGAACUGGUCGAUUUUUCCGUAUGUAACAACAAAGACUGUGGGGAUUGAGAAACUGACUCAUGCCUAUGGGAUAUUGAUGUUCUUUGCUGGACUUGGGAACAGCCUUGGACCACCAAUUGUAGGCUGGUUUUACGACUGGACGCAGGAGUACGACACUGCUUUCUACUUCAGUGGCUCUUGUGUCCUGCUGGGGGGAUUUCUCCUGCUGUUGGCAGCACUGCCCUGCUGGAAUGCCUGCACCAAUCAGAGCUCCAAGCUGCCUCCAAACACUUACUCCUACAAAGUUGCAUCUAACGCUUAGGUGACAACUGGAAAACACUUUGCGCCUUUUUAUAUUAUAUAGCAAAGUAUUUUAGUAAUUUUCCACUUAUUUAUGAAGCCCACAAAUCCUCUUUCCACUAGAAAAAUUCCAUUGUUGCUUAUUGUUCAGUUUCUUUUUCUUCUUCUAUUUCUUCUUUUUUUUUUUAAUGUUAUUUUUAAAAACAGUCCUAUUUUGUGUACUAUGCACCGUGUUUUCAGCCUUUGUCUACUGUAAUUUCUUUUCUCCCUGUAAAGGGGAUGUUCUGCUGUAUUAUCAGCUGUAUUUUUUUUAAGGGGGGUUGGUAUGGAGGGGUGAACACUUUGAAGCAAAAAUGAAGGCCUGUUCUUUAUAGAAAGCUGGCGUUUCUGCCUCCUUCCAUAGGUCUCCAGGUUGCACAAUUAGGCUUUACAAAACAAGAAUUUGCCUUAUUAAAAUGUAAUACUGUGGCAAGGUGCUUUUAACUUCAUGCUUAGAUUAACUUUUUUGUCUUUUUAAAGUUUCUUCAAUUUAUGAUUAAGUGCCAAUUGUAGGAGGGAGAAGAGGGGAAACAAAAUCAACCUUGUGUUGCAUAACUGAAGUGAACUUUAUGAUGAAAGUAAAGAUUCUUAUUACCACUGCGACUAAGAACCAUGUUUAUAAAUACUGCACAUUUUGUGAAGCCUCUUUAUAAAACUGUUGAACCAAAACCUUUUAAAACCAAGGAAUAAAUGUGAUUGUUGAAACCGUGAAAGAAAA
Molecule: messenger RNA, 2612 nt
Organism: Taeniopygia guttata (zebra finch)
Lineage: Eukaryota; Metazoa; Chordata; Aves; Passeriformes; Estrildidae
Gene: SLC16A9
Product: solute carrier family 16 member 9
Biological process (GO): transmembrane transport; monocarboxylic acid transport
Molecular function (GO): monocarboxylic acid transmembrane transporter activity
Source: RefSeq, a predicted model, not a curated record